Fusarium vanettenii 77-13-4 is the source of this 1152-nucleotide messenger RNA. RefSeq lists its product as uncharacterized. Gene Ontology annotation, biological process: carbohydrate transport; transmembrane transport. Gene Ontology annotation, cellular component: membrane. The transcript has 3 exons. Bases 1 to 1152 code for a protein of 383 amino acids. Gene Ontology annotation, molecular function: carbohydrate:proton symporter activity. Lineage: Eukaryota; Fungi; Ascomycota; Sordariomycetes; Hypocreales; Nectriaceae. The record is from RefSeq and is a predicted model, not a curated record.
AUGGCUGGGCUGAUUGGUGCUGAAAAUCGGUUUGGAAGAGACUUUAAUCACCCUGAUGCUGAUAUGCAAGGCAAUAUCACCGCCUUGUACGACAUUUGCUGUGUGGUCGGAUCGAUUACUUCGAUAUGCUUCACCGAGUCUUCGCUCCAGUGGAGAUUCCCCCUAGCAUUCCAAGCGGUGUUUGCCAUCUGCCUCAUCUUGCAAGUCAUUGGUCUUCCCGAAUCCCCCCGAUGGCUCGUCCAGCAUGAAAAAUACGAAGAAGCUCGCCAAACCAUUGCGGCAAUUGCUGAUAAGACUGAUGACGACCCGGAUGUCAAUAGAACCCUACUCGAUAUCCGAAGCGGUUUGGAAGAAGAGCAAAAGGAUCGCCCCUUCAGCAUCAAGGAACUUUUCUCCUGGGGCGAAGUGCAGAACCUUCGAAGGCUACUCAUCACCAUCUCCAUCCAGCUUGCACAGCAGUUCUCAGGCAGCAACAUGAUCAACUACUAUGCGCCCGUCAUUUUCCAAGGCAGCAUGGGUCUCGAUCGAAAUACUUCUCUCAUUGUGGGAGGCUGUUCUCAAAUCACCUACCUCAUCGGCAGCUGCAUCCCAGUCUUCUUGAUGGAUCGUUACGGCCGGCGGACACUUCUCAUGGCGUGUUCAGCCGGGCUUAGCUUCUGUUUCGUCAUGGUUUCGAUUCUUCUCUCUCUUGAAUCUACAGGCUCUGCGUAUGGAGCUACUGCCUUUAUCGUUCUCUUCCAGCUCAUUAUUGGAGUCGGAUGGUUACCUGUGCCCUGGUUCUAUCCCACCGAGAUCAACACUACCCGAGUUAGAGCCAGAAUGCAAGCCAUUACCUCUGGCUGGAACUGGAUGGCGGUCUUUGCCGUUGUUAAGAUAACUCCCAUUGCAUUCAAAAAUAUUGGGUGGAAAACUUUCAUCAUCUUUGCUGUCCUCAGCGCCUGCUUCCUUCUUAUGGUGUACUGUUUCUACCCCGAGACAAAGGGUAUUGAGCUAGAAGAUAUUCUGCUAUUGUUUGUCAAGGGUGGCGUCACUGGAGGCGUCUUGUCUUCUAAGGGUGGACGCACUGUUAUGCUGCAUCAACAUGCGCAGGAAAUGCAGCUUGACGUCAAGGUUGGUGGAGUUCGCGAAGAGGUCGAGGAUGCCGAGGCGUAA